Molecule: messenger RNA, 1068 nt
Organism: Adineta ricciae
Lineage: Eukaryota; Metazoa; Rotifera; Eurotatoria; Adinetida; Adinetidae
Source: the annotation of a GenBank genome assembly
AUGGCAUCGAGUAAUUUGAAGAAGCCUUGUGCUAAAUGUAAUAAAAAUACUAGCAUUCUUACAUGUGACGGAUGUCAACAAUCCUUUUGUGCUAAACACAUUAGCGAUCAUCGACAAGAUCUUUCCGUUGAAAUGGAUAAUAUUGGUCAAGAAUAUGAUUUACUUCGACGUGACUUAGCUCGUGACGAUAACGAUCAUCAUUUACUUUUCGAUCGUAUUCGUUUAUGGGAAGAACGAUCGAUAAAUCAAAUUCAACAAAUCGCCCAACAAGCUCGUUUUGAUCUACGACAAUAUUUAGAUACAAAUAAAAGUCAAAUAACGAAUAUUUGUAAUAAACUAACGGAAGAUUUACAUGCAAGUCGAGAAUCGGGCGAUUAUACUGAAACUGAUUUCCAUCUUUGGAUCGAACGCUUACGUGAACUGCGGAAAAUGUUAGAAAAUCCACCAGUAAUCGAGAUUUUCGAAGAUGAAAACAUUUCAACGGCCAUUCGAAUGAUUCAAGUGCGAGAUAAGACUGGUCUACAAUUUUGUCACUCUUCUGAUCAACACCUACAACCCUGUCGAUCAUCACUGACAACAAUAGAUCAAACUUUCGAGAAUUUCAUUGGACAUGCCACAUUUGCAGAAAAUCAUCUUGUAGCAAAACACUCAGGUGAUUGUCGACGCAGUACAAUGGUUUAUUUAACAAAGUCUUAUGCCUCUGGAACGUCAAAUAUUCGUUUUCAAAUUGAGAAAAAGGCCAAUAAACUUCUUUUCAUUGGAGUUAUCGAUUCGUUCGAACAAAUGACGCGUUCUGCUUUUAAAUCUCCAUCACUUUACGGUUGGGUAACACCUCACAUACGCAUUGUACAAAGUGAAAAAAUCGGAUCGAGUCAUUUCGACAAAACAUUCUCUGAAGGCGAUGAGAUUUCUCUUACUUUAAAUUGCGAUCAACAUCAAAUUAUCCUGGAACAUUAUCGAACUGAGACCAUCGAUCAAUUUCCAAUUGAUUCCCGCGCAUGUUCAUUGCCAUGGAGAGUUGUUGUAGCAUUCUUUACUCCCAGCGAUAGUAUUCGUCUUCUUUGUUAA